AUGUGGGAGUUGAGCUCCACUAGCAGCAGAGCAACCAGUCUGAACUUGGUGGUGCUUCUGCGUUUUGCCGUCGGUGUCGAGCUGAACAUUGAAUUGGACAUACCACCGCCUCUACCAACUGAGCACAGCAUUUAUAUCGACAAGGACCAACUGGUGGAUUUGGGGAAUGGCAAGCAACUUACUGUUGACGACAUCGUGAUUGGCAUGGAAUUCCUGUUCGAGCGACGAGUCCUGUACGACAAGCAGAGAUGGAAGGGCAUGAUCAUGGAACAAAAUCCUCUAGAUGCUUUUGCAAUCCAGCACUUCCUGUAUAAAACAAAGCCAGAUGUGUUGAUUGAGUUUGGGACGAAUACUGGUGGUGCUGCCGUAUUCUAUGCCGAGCUGAUGACAGCUUACAACCCCGCGUCUCAUGUCAUCACGAUCGAUCCGUUCGAUCGCGUAGCGAGGUCGCACACUGGAUAUGUUCCAGAGGUGCUUGCCUCUUCUAGCCCGUUGUGGGGAACUGUGGUGAGACCCAUCGUGGGCAUCCCCACAUGGCGCAACAUUAGCAGUACGGUUCGCAGGCUGUUGAAGGAGUUCAAUGCCAGCAAUGUAUUCAUAAUCGAAGACGGUCGCCAUAGAAAACAUUCUGUCCUGUCCAACUUGCUUAUGUACCAUGACCUUGUCAAGCCCUGCGGCUGGAUUCUCGUACAGGAUACUCGCUUGGAUCGCACAUUACAUCGGGCUGGAGAUGGGCCUUAUGCUGCGGUGCAGGAGUUUUUGACACUGGCACCAUAUUAUCGAGUUCGUCGCGACUUCGAGUACUACCUCUUCACCAACAACCCAAUGGGCUGGCUGCAGAAAGUGCUGCCCUAUCAUGAUUGUAGUGCAUUAUGA
Messenger RNA from Symbiodinium sp. CCMP2456, 876 nucleotides. NCBI's taxonomy places the organism in Eukaryota, Dinophyceae, Suessiales, Symbiodiniaceae. The record is from the annotation of a GenBank genome assembly.